AUGGACGCCCACAGCUCCCCUCAGCUCCGCUCCCCCCAGUCUCUUGGGGCCGACGCCAACUCAAUGGGAAUCAUGUUCAAGGUGCGGCGCCUCCUCUCUGCGAAGGAGGUGUCCGAGAAGCAGGUGCUCUUCAUAGGCGGCAGCAUGCGUGUCGUGGGACUCUUUGCCCUCAGCGGCCCCCUGCUGGCGGCGGAGCGCGAGUUGGCGGCGCAGGGAAG
Molecule: messenger RNA, 218 nt
Organism: Symbiodinium sp. CCMP2456
Lineage: Eukaryota; Dinophyceae; Suessiales; Symbiodiniaceae
Source: the annotation of a GenBank genome assembly